AUGUUUUAUGCCCACUUUGUCCUCAGCAAACGUGGGCCGCUGGCCAAAAUCUGGCUAGCGGCCCACUGGGACAAGAAGCUGACCAAGGCUCAUGUGUUUGAGUGCAACCUGGAGAGCAGCGUGGAGAGCAUCAUCUCACCAAAAGUGAAAAUGGCUUUACGGACAUCGGGACACCUGCUGCUGGGCGUGGUGAGGAUCUACCACAGAAAGGCCAAGUACCUGCUGGCUGACUGUAACGAGGCCUUCAUCAAGAUCAAGAUGGCGUUCCGGCCAGGAGUGGUGGAUCUUCCAGAGGAGAACAGAGAAGCAGCAUACAACGCCAUCACGCUACCCGAGGAGUUUCACGAUUUUGACCAGCCGCUACCAGACUUAGAUGACAUCGAUGUGGCUCAGCAGUUCAACCUGAAUCAGAGCAGAGUGGAAGAAAUCACCAUGAGAGAGGAGGUGGGCAACCUCACCCUGCUGCAAGACAAUGACUUCGCUGACUUUGGCAUGGACGACCGUGAGAUGAUGCGCGAGGAGAGCGCGUUUGAGGUGGACAUCAUGGGUUCAUCAGCCUCCAACCUGCUGCUGGAGGCUGAGGGUGGAGCCAAUCAAAUGGCGGACAAGACCAAUCACCUGGAGUACGAUGAGCAGUACAAGGACGACUUCGGAGACAAUCCCAUGGAGAGCAACGAGGGAGGGAUGCUUGUUGACAAGCUGCUCAGUAACGAGGACGGAGGUGGCAUAUUUGACGACCCUCCCGCCAUCACAGAGGGCGUGAUGAUGCCUCAGGACACGGAGAAGGACGAGGAUGACUUUGAUGCUCUCUCAGCCGGAGCCCCAGACAGCCCAGACUCCGGCCCAACCGAACCGGCACCGGCCAUGACGGACCAGCAGGAACAAACCGCUCUGGCUCACAACGAGGAAGAAACCUUCGCCCUGGAGCCCAUCGACAUCACAGUGAAGGAGACCAAGGCCAAGCGUAAAAGGAAGCUGAUAGUCGACAGCGUGAAGGAGCUGGACAGUAAAACUAUCCGCGCGCAGCUUUCUGACUACUCCGACAUCGUCACCACCCUGGAUUUGGCUCCUCCCACCAAAAAGCUGAUGAUGUGGAAGGAGACGGGCGGAGUCGAGAAGCUCUUCUCCCUCCCGGCUCAGCCUCUCUGGAACGCCCGGCUGCUGAAGAUGUUCACGAGGUGUCUGACGCCGCUGGUCCCAGAUGAGCUGAGGAAGAGGAGGAAAGGCGGGGAGGCAGACAGCCUGGAUGAGUUCCUCAAGGAUCUGGAGAACCCGGAGGUGCCGAGAGAGGAAGCAGGAGCUCAGCAACAGAGGGACAUCAUAGACCAGACCAUCAUGGAGGAGGCCAACGCGCUGCAGACCUCUGCCGUGGAGGGGAGCAGGACCACGCUGGACGAAGCCAUCAUGCCUCCACCGUCCUCCCAAAGAGGCCUGACGCGGAAGUCCCAGGACUCAGAUCCAGCCCUUCCUACAGGAAACCUGGACGAGCAGCAGCAACAGACGCAGCAGCAGGGAUCCAACGCAGCUGCCUCUCAGCAACUCGAAGCCUCCGUGGUGAAUUUGCCCCCUGAGGACCCCGCCGCCAACAUCAGCCAGCUGAUAGAGCUCGACUUGCUUGCCGACAAGGACAAGAAGAAGAACGACGACGACUCUGACGAGGAGGAGGAGGAGGCACAAGGAGAGCAAGACCAGGAGGAGAGGAGGUGGAACAAGAGAACUCAGCAGAUGCUUCAUGGCCUACAGAGGGUGAUGGCCAAAACUGGUGCUCAGUCAGUCAGCCUGUUGGACCUGUGCAGGAACAACAACAGAAAGCAGGCGGCUGCCAAGUUCUACAGCUUCCUGGUUCUGAAGAAGCAGCAGGCGGUGGAGCUGGUCCAGGAGGAGCCGUACAGUGACAUUGUUGCUACGCCAGGACCUCGUUUCCACGUCAUCUAGUAUUAAGCUUCUAGACCAGUGGUUUGAAAAGAAGAAACUCUGCCCUGAGGGCCUUAUUUGGUUAGCAGGACUGUUGACUAGUUUUAUGCUGCGUCCAGACCAAAUGCCGUUUCAGGUGUCAAAAAGGCACCCAACACCUCAACAUGGAUGGUUGUGCACAUAAAAGUCAGAUUCAGGAGGCUCCAUGUUAACAUUUAUGAGUGAUCCAAAGUAAAAAUAAUCCCUUACUAUGUCACAGACCAGAGUCGGGGUCUCUCUAAUUUGUUGACUCCCCGCAUCCAGCUGCAAAAAUUCUGAUUUUCAAACUCUAGAGUCGGCCGCCCUAGAGGCGCUAAACCAAAUUUGAAGCAUGAAACACGCUGAAAGCUUCAAAACACGCAGCGCAAGAUGUGGGAUCUCUUGAUGGCCCCCCUGAAGCGCUUCCACCAUAAACCUUCAAUGUAAACCCGAUGCCAUUGAAGCUCAAAAGGCGUUUGGUCUGGACGCACCGUUAUUGGUUUGUUGCUUUAUUUAUGUUUAAUUUCAGAAGACUACAACUUAAAACAAGAAAACCAUUUGUUAAACCGAAUUUAUGUCGCACUAAAUAUCAAAUUCUGCCAUCUAACAGCCUGUGAUCGUCCAGCCGUAAGAAACCGGUAUUUGUUGUAACCUUGUGUGCACAGAAUGCAGUAUACACACAUACGUUUUGUAUUUGUCUUUAAAACACCACAAAACUUCUGUUAUAAUGAAAUUAUGACUUCUCUGGAAUACUUGCAUGCCGUCUACAAAAAUGAGCGUUUAAAUUCAUGAACGCAUAUUUCUCGUUACUUUAACUUUAGGAUUAGUUGUUUAUUCUAGGGAUUUGUUUCAUCCUGUUAUCUUUUACGCACAACAAUUUGGCGACGUCUUGCUAAUUCAGUGUUAUUUUUUGUUGUAGUAAUAAUAUACAGUGUUGUUUGUAUGCAAAAUAUUUAUUCCUUUUAUAUAUGAAAGAUUUAAGUUAUUCUAAAUGAAGCCUUGUUAAAAAAGAAAAGAAGAAAAAUCAACUUUAUGUGACUUGUUGCUGAAGCCAAGAAUUUAGGCUGAAUUUAACGAUGAAGAAGCAGCUUUCCUUCAGCUUUUUUUAUUUUAUCUACUUCCACUGCAGCUGAUUAUCGUAAAUGUCUGAGCACGUUGUGUAUUUUAAAAAUGUAAAGCCGUUCUUUCAUUUUGUAAAAAUGCAAAGACGGAUCGUCAAAGCGCUGCAGGUGUUGUCAAUAAGCACUUUAAUUCAGACUGCUUUAUGAAUUGAAAACUGAGUUUUCCAAAAAUAAAACACCAUGACCUGUGUGAGAAAUGGCAAA
Molecule: messenger RNA, 3257 nt
Organism: Fundulus heteroclitus (mummichog)
Lineage: Eukaryota; Metazoa; Chordata; Actinopteri; Cyprinodontiformes; Fundulidae
Gene: rad21b
Product: RAD21 cohesin complex component b
Biological process (GO): mitotic sister chromatid cohesion; synaptonemal complex assembly; replication-born double-strand break repair via sister chromatid exchange
Cellular component (GO): cohesin complex; synaptonemal complex
Molecular function (GO): protein binding; chromatin binding
Source: RefSeq, a predicted model, not a curated record